AUGUGCUACAGAAUUGAACGAGUUCGGUGGUGCGGCUGUGUGAACAGGAUCUGGAGGCCAGGUCCAAGGACUUGUUCGAGAGCUAUCCGGGAAAACCGCGACAGAUCUCGGGCUAGACCCUGUUCAAACUUUCGGCACACGACGACAAGAGCCAUCGAUAUUCCCUGCUCGCGGAUGGAAUGUCGCCUGGCGUUCAAAAUGGAAAGAGGCUGGACCUGUUGUCGAUGCCAACAAUCCGGACAACACACCGCCCGGUGCGACGGGCCUCCCGGGCGAGGCUCCCGUAAUGUUUGGGACGUACCUCUGUCCCCAUGCUCGCACCAAGUAUGCGGGAGGUGUGGCCCUACUGUAUUUGAUCCAACGUGA
Molecule: messenger RNA, 366 nt
Organism: Pochonia chlamydosporia 170
Lineage: Eukaryota; Fungi; Ascomycota; Sordariomycetes; Hypocreales; Clavicipitaceae
Exons: 1
Coding region: 1-366 (121 amino acids)
Source: RefSeq, a predicted model, not a curated record